GAUUUAUUUUUGAUUGUUGGAUCUGUGGAUUUAGAUGAUAGCAUAUCACAGAUGGUGUGCAUAAAGGAGCAGAUAAUCGAGUGCCGCAGUACUCGACUGCGUGAUAACUCGAAUACAGUACCAAUGUUGUUUGCGAUAAACAAAACGGAUUUGCCGAGUGCUAAAUGGGAGAUCGACUAUGAUGAGAUUUUUGGAAAAAUUUUCGCACUGGGCAGAAUGCCGAAGCUGGCAAGUGCAUCCACUAGUCUCCAGAAGUAUGAAGCACUGGUGAGUGACAGCGAUACGGAUGACGGCGUUGCGAACAAGGUGAUGCGGCGCCUGAAGAAGCGCUUCUCCAGAGAGAGUAGCAUGCAACAACGACUUCAGCAACUGAUUAGCUUAAUCCAGCACACCCCUGUUAAACCAGCUCGCCUUAGUAACACUUUUCCUCAACGUUCCAGUUCUGCUGCUGAAUGCCGCUCUGUGGCCGAGAAAAUGAGUGAGACAACCGAGAAUUCCAAAACGGAGAAGCCAUCGAAAGAGGAGCAGCACGAUGAGGAUGAGCGGAGGAAGCCAAAAGAGCUGACUGCGCGGUCGUCGCCGACGAAGAAACCCAGACAAAUACUCAAAUCAAUCAAAUCACUGGAUUUGAAAAAAAUAGAUUUCAAUUCGUCGGAAAUAUGCAGCUCGUCGAGAACAAGGAUAUUGCAGACGCUGGGAGCUGACGAUAAAAAAUGCUCCCUCUCUUGA
Messenger RNA from Gongylonema pulchrum, 729 nucleotides. Lineage: Eukaryota; Metazoa; Nematoda; Chromadorea; Rhabditida; Gongylonematidae. The record is from the annotation of a GenBank genome assembly.